AAAACAGAUUAAGUUUGCGAUUUUCAGAGUUCAGACACAAAUGUAUUGUUAGCAAGGCACCGUCACAUUCUCCUUACCAAUAAAUCACCUUGUUAUUCUAGGUAAAAGUAGAAAAGUGGAAACACAAAAACAUGAUCUUAACUGACCGCCAUCUCCGCUCAUAUCAUCCCACACUCGCAUGCGUGCUUUUUCUUUCCAAAUUUUCGAUUUCGCAUUCACGGCGGGAAACAACGAAAGUUAAAAAUGAUUGAGAAAAUUACUUUACACGAUUAGAACUUCGAAUUUGUUUUUAUACAUUUUAAUUAUAGCGUACGAAAAGGCAAAAUCAAACAACCAUGAAAUGUAUCAUACCAAGUGGAAAUAUAAAAAUUAUUGCAAAAGCUAUACAAAUGCUUGCAAAAAUUGGAGAGGAAAUGUUUGUUGUACCACAAGAGGAUUGUUUAUCUUUGCGCUCUGUUAAUGGAGCGAAUUCAGCAUUUUCAGAUGUAUCAUUUUAUGAUAAUUAUUUUUCCUACUAUGCUUAUGAAAACUCAGAAAAUAGUGAAUCUCUCAAAUGCAAAAUACCAAUUAAAAGUGCUCUAGCUGUAUUCAAAAUCGCUAGUGUACUGGAUAAACAAAUUGAAUCCUGUCAGAUAGAACUACAGCCAAAUGCUGAAAAAUUAAAAAUUGUAUUAAAGUAUAAAAACAAUGUUAUGAAGACUCACUUGCUUACAAUAAUUGACAGUGAAACUAUAAAGGCAAAUUAUAAAAAAGAUGGUACUGCUAAUCAAGUUUGUAUUCAACCAAAAGUAUUGAACGACGUUGUUCAAAAUUUUCAACAAAAUUUGAUUGAAAUCACAUUUGAAGUGCAGAAAGAUAAAGCUCUCAUAAGAAGUUAUAUUGAUGAAAAUUCAAAUAUAAUUGAAUCUCGAACCCAGCUUGUUUUUGGAGGUGGUGAAUUUGACAGUUAUGCUAUUGAAUUUGAGACUACAAUCACAUUUUGUCUGAAAGAAUUAAGAGCAAUAUUGCAUUUUUCAGAAGCACUUCAGCAUCCAAUAGAAAUAUAUUUUGAUCGUCCUGGAAAGCCAGUUGUUUUUAUUUGCAAAUCAGAUACUUUAGAAACAAAUUUAGUUCUUGCAACUCUUAAUCCAGAAACAGAUUCAGUAUCACAGAGUACUGCUUCUAGUCGACCUACAGUAUUACCAAAAAAAGCAACAACAAGACGAGCUCCAGCGAAAAAAGGAGUCAAAUCUCUCAGUAAAAAUUCAUUCAAUGGUACGCGAAAAAAUGCUACUGAAACAAAUGCAGGGAGUACAGAGUCACCAGGUAGAAUAAGUGAUGUUUCAGAUACGCCACGUUUUAAUGCUGGAAGGAAAUCUAGUAGUUCCUCUAGAACUUGCACGCCAAAAGUAAAUUCUGAACGUUCUAUUAUUAGUAAUAGAGAAAUCGUAAGUAGUACUGAGCAUAUUUCAUCGUCACCGUUAUUGAAAAGAAAAUCUGAAUCGACGAAUCCUGUUGAUUGCGAUAAUGAUGAUCUCAUUCAAAAUUCCCCACCACGCCAUGCGUCGAAGAAAGCCAAAUUAAUAUUCAAGAGAUGCUUCCAGACAACGUUAGAUCCGCAAUCGAUCUCUGGAAAUAACGACGUCGAAGUUGAAGACUCGGGAGAAGAGGACUGAAUCAGUUCCGAUUGUGAUAAAAAAAAUUCGCAAAAAUGAAUAAAUGUAAAGCUGCACGUAAUGGCAUUAUUUCAUAUGUAUAGAUUUCAAGUAACUAAAUAACGUUAUUGAAUUGAUGAGGUUGUAUAACUUAUUUUUAUAUGUAAAUAAAUUGUAAGAUACAGGA
Molecule: messenger RNA, 1821 nt
Organism: Phymastichus coffea
Lineage: Eukaryota; Metazoa; Arthropoda; Insecta; Hymenoptera; Eulophidae
Gene: Rad9
Product: cell cycle checkpoint control protein RAD9B
Exons: 6
Coding region: 336-1655 (439 amino acids)
Biological process (GO): DNA repair; mitotic intra-S DNA damage checkpoint signaling; DNA replication checkpoint signaling
Cellular component (GO): checkpoint clamp complex
Source: RefSeq, a predicted model, not a curated record